Sarcophilus harrisii (Tasmanian devil) is the source of this 3049-nucleotide messenger RNA. Its product is annotated as deubiquitinase DESI2-like. Gene Ontology annotation, molecular function: deubiquitinase activity. The transcript has 5 exons. Bases 1755 to 2336 code for a protein of 193 amino acids. Gene Ontology annotation, biological process: protein deubiquitination. NCBI's taxonomy places the organism in Eukaryota, Metazoa, Chordata, Mammalia, Dasyuromorphia, Dasyuridae. The record is from RefSeq and is a predicted model, not a curated record.
GGAACUCCCCCUCCCCCAUCUCCCUCUCCAAUUAGCAGAGGCAUUCACUACCAGAAUCACUUAGCCCUGUGCCUGUGCCAGCCCUUGCCAGAUGCAUCAGUCUAGAACCGGCUGCAAGUAACGCUUCGGCUACGGCGUGGAGGGAAAUGUUUCAUUCGGAAUGAUCUGAUUCGGAAAUAGAGCUGCCCCUACUUCUUUCCCCUGCCCUGCCUUAUCCUGCCCUGCAAGGCAAGGCAAGGCAAGGCAGCCUUUACAUCUCUCUCUCCUUCCAGCCCUUAAGAAGCUGAAGGCAGGUGUAAUUAAAGGAGCAAAGUCCCGCGCAGACCUUCGGACUUCAGGUCACGGCUUCUGGAAAUCAGUCCAGAGGCUCAUUUCAGCACCUUGGAGAACUCCUGAAUGUGGGCGCUCUACAUGGCGCCUUAGCGGGCUGGGAGAUGACAGAGAACCCUUUCUACAGCUUGCCCUGAGGAGGGACCCACCCGAUUCCAGCUCUAUGUGGUCGAGCAGACGGAAUUGAAGCACUUUGGACAGAUCUUCCCAUUCUAUCUGGACUGAAGUUGUGGCUUUAGACUCUGAGCAGACUUCCUAGCUCAUACAAGGGAGGCAUGGAGGACGACGAAGAGAGAGAUAUAGACACAUGCAUUUUCUUCUUUCCGUCGGUCCAGGGUGACCUUUAUCAAUAGAAGCAGAUCAGCUUCAGUCUCCAGGAUAGUUUCCUAGUAGGCGACUCUAUGAAAUCUGGGGAGAGGCGACAACCGACAAACUCUACCCUCAUGGCUCUGGGCGAAAUUAUUCCUCCUGAAAUGAGUGUUGCUUAUUUGUUUAAGUUAUAUUCAAAUGCAUGUUUCUGGCUUUUUAAAGAGAACUGCCUCGAAAUCAGAAACGGUAGAAAAAUUUUAGGCACCUAUGAUUAAGAGCCUCCUGCCUGCUACAAGCUGAGACUUGGAGCCUAUCUGAGGACUCUCGACUCCAAUCAGGGGAACUGCCUGCUGAGUGUAGAGCCCUUUAAACUGCUCGGGGUUUCAUGCAUCAUUUUAAAUGUGUACUUUGCCUAGAGUCUACUCCAUUUUCCUCCUAUUACCAUUCCUGAUAGAACCUUCUCUCCUCUCCUCUCUCUCGCCUCCACCUCCCCCAUCUUUCUCCUGUGUUCUGUGGACAUACGUAGCAAGACAGAGCUAGGGUUUGGAGCUCCCUGCAAUUGCCUUGACUUUUGCUUUUUUAGGUUUUUGCUUUUUGUUUUUUUUUUUUUUUUUUUUACUUCUCCCUGGAUUACAAGAUUGGAUGGUGCACCGUUAAGUCCAGAAACCCCGAUGAGCCGCAGUGUUAGGAAGAAUCCUGGUGUGAGUGUGUUUGUACUGUUGUGUGUGUGGGGGUGCAAGAAAAAAACAACUUUGGACCCCCAAAGCCCCCCUUUCCUCCUCAUGCAAGUUUCUUUGGAAGUCGUACGAUGAGGAGUUCUUUUGCAUAUAGCUGAGGGCAAAGCCCAAACAGUACCUGGGGGAGGGGGGCAACGCUGCAACGGGAAGGGAAAAUAAUAUUUGCCCCCAAUAUUCUCUACAAUCAACGAUGGCAAAUGAACCGGUGAUUUUGAAUGUCUAUGAUAUGGUGAGUAUGAAACGGUAGGAGGUUGGGUGCAAUGACAACAUAUAUGCCCCUUGUGAUUGGACACAGCCGGGCUAAUAAGAGGAGCCCAGCGCAGAGUCCGGGAGAGACCGGCUGUCUGUCCGGACUGACAGACACAUAGACCGAUUGACAUGGUGCUUGGCUCCUGCUGCUCCCAUCGCAUCUCCCAGGAAUGGAAGUACUGGAUCAAUGAGUACACUUCUACUCUGGGCAUUGGUGUGUUCCAUUCAGGCAUCGAGAUUUAUGGCCGAGAGUUUGCCUAUGGGGGCCAUCCUUAUCCUUUCAGUGGGAUCUUUGAAAUUACACCUGGAAGUGCAGUGGAACUGGGAGAAACCUUUAAAUUCAAAGAAGCCAUAGCCCUGGGUACCACUGACUUUACAGAAGAAGAUGUGGACAAGAUCUUGGAGGAGCUGGGGAAGGAGUACAAAGGCAAUGCCUACCACCUCAUGCACAAGAACUGCAACCACUUCUCAGACGCCCUGGCAGAGAUCCUGUGUGGUCGGGAGAUACCUCGGUGGGUGAAUCGCCUGGCCUACUUCAGCUCAUGCAUCCCUUUUCUCCAGAGCUGUCUCCCCAAGGAAUGGCUAACCCCAGCAGCCCUGCAGACCCACAUAGGCCUUGGUCUACGUAAAGAAGACUCGGGCACGGCAGUGGACGAGGAGAUGCCCUCCACCUCAGGCACCUCGAGGACCUGCAAACACACCCGCGUCUGAGCUGGGCCCUGCCACCCUCCUCCUCCCCUUCUUUUAGCCUCCUCUUCUACCCAUGACUUCUUCUAUCCCUUCUUAUUCUUCUUUUCCCUUUCCUGUUCUCCUCCCAGGAGGCUGGGGUUUUCUUUGCCUCUAUUGCUCUGACAAGAAACUGAACCAUCUCACUGUUCCUUUGGGCCACUGAAACCUCCACGACACUAAUGCAGUGACAAAAUCACAUGUGGAUGAAUGGGGAAGGGCUCCCUCCAAAUUGUUAGACUUUGGAGGACUGAGGUAUCUUUGAAGUCUCUCUACUUCAGAAGAAUUGUUUUUAUUCUAUAGUGAGCCUGGACAAUCUCCUCCCUCCUUGACACAGCUUUACUGUCCCCUAAGCCCCUUGUUUUCAAAGGAGAGAAGAGGAGCUAUUUGGGGCAAUGUUUCCAUCAGACCAGCAACAACAGCCCUUCCCUCUAAGUAUUCUCCCAUUUGGGGGAAUCAAGGAUUUUCUGAGGCAUUUGGAUAACAGGGUGACACUCUCCAGAGUUCCCACUGGAGGAUGUAUGUAUGUAUGUGUAUGUUUUGGGUGGUAUUUUAUAUUCAAAAAUCAUAGGACUUCACAAAGACAGCAGAAAGAGGUUUAUUUUGUGGAUGGAGCAGUAGAAUUAGGAAAGGGUAGGAGGAGGGUUAAGCAUAUGAAUGAAAUAGGUUGAGAAACCUGUUUAAAAAAAUGAGACAAU